Messenger RNA from Talaromyces atroroseus, 1287 nucleotides. RefSeq names its product Acetyl-CoA acetyltransferase. Bases 1 to 1287 code for a protein of 428 amino acids. The record is from RefSeq and is a predicted model, not a curated record. Gene Ontology annotation, molecular function: acetyl-CoA C-acetyltransferase activity. Lineage: Eukaryota; Fungi; Ascomycota; Eurotiomycetes; Eurotiales; Trichocomaceae. The transcript is spliced from 3 exons. Gene Ontology annotation, biological process: fatty acid beta-oxidation.
AUGCAAACAUCGAGGGCAACAGCCCGUCUCGCCCUUCACGCGGCCCAUCUGCCGAACCGGUCGUUCAGCACUUCGCGAGCAGUGGCCAAGGAGAUCCAAGACGCAUACAUUCUCAGUGCGGCGCGAACGCCUGUUGCAAAGUUUAAUGGCUCUUUUGCCUCCCUCUCCGCACCCCAACUCGGCGCCGUCGCUAUCAAGUCCGCCCUUGACAAGUCGAAUAUUCCAGUCGGGAAAAUCACAGAUGUCUACAUGGGUCAGGUAUUACAGGGAAACGCCGGCCAGGCGCCCGCGCGGCAGGCUGCCAUUCUCGCGGGACUGUCAAACACAGUUGAAGCCACUACUAUAAAUAAAGUCUGCGCAUCUGGGCUAAAGGCUGUAGUCAUUGCCGCUCAAAAUAUACAAUUAGGGCUCGCCGAGGCUCAGGUUGCUGGAGGAAUGGAAAGUAUGACUCAGGUGCCAUACUACUUGCCACGGUCUAGUCAGUUGCCGGCAUUCGGGAACUUGAAGGUUGAAGAUGGUUUGAUCAAGGAUGGCUUGUGGGAUGUCUACAACCAGUUUCACAUGGGCGUCUGUGCCGAGAAAACUGCUUCCAAACACAACGUUACUCGCGAGGAACAAGAUGAUUAUGCCAUUCAAUCGUAUCAACGCGCUCAACAAGCAUGGAAGGAGAAUAAGUUUGCCGAUGAGAUUGCUCCCGUCACGGUCAAGAAUAAGAAGGGCGAAACAGUCAUUUCGAAAGACGAGGGUUUUGAGAACCUGCAGGCUGAGAAAUUGAGAGGCCUCAAGCCGGCUUUUGUCCGUGAUGGCACCGGGACAGUUACGGCUGGAAAUGCAUCGACUUUGAAUGACGGUGCUUCGGCGUUGGUUCUUGCGAACAAAGAACUCGCAAAGCAAUACGGCUCCGGAAACCGCGCUCUUGCACGCAUCGUCGCAUCUGCAGAUGCUGCUCUAGACCCCGUCGACUUCCCAGUUGCCCCAGCCAAGGCUGUGCCAAUUGCCCUUGAAAGGGCUGGUAUAACCAAGGACCAGGUUGCCGUAUGGGAGUUUAAUGAAGCAUUUGCUGCUGUUAUCAAGGCUAACGAAAAGAUUCUCGGUCUCGAAAAUGCCCGCGUCAAUCCUCUCGGCGGAGCUAUUUCACUCGGCCAUCCUCUGGGUAGUUCUGGCUCUCGUAUUUUGACCACACUUCUUCAUCAACUACAACCAGGCGAGUACGGUGUGGCUGCUAUAUGCAAUGGCGGAGGCGCUGCGACAGCCGUUGUGGUUCAGAAACUGGACCGAGUUGAAUAA